ACUAGUGGGCGGUUUCCAUUUAAAUACACGGGGAGCAGAGCAACAUGGCGGCCGGCAGCGAGAGCCCGUCUUCGGAGGCGAAGGUCAGGCUGGCGCCUCGCAGCUCCUGGUGACCCCCCCCUCCCGCUCCCCCACCAUCAUCAUCAUCAUCCCCGCGGUGUUAACACGUCCUGACCACUGCAAGCCACCAUUUAGAGAGCUCCCAGUCAGACAAGUACCAUGAAUCUUCUGGGUUUCAUACUGAGUGAAAAGGAUAAUGUCUGAAGAUUAUCAAUUGUUUUACAACCGAAAUGCCCUAGGGGUGUUUUUGGAGUAAAACCAAGUUGCUUAUAUGUCCACAAGAUGAGUGGAAUGGGUGAAAACUCCUCUGACCCUACAAGAAUAGAUUCAAGAAAGCGUAAGGAAUCGCCAUGUGAGCACCCACGACCAAGCCCUAAACGUAGCACUGAGAAACGUCAUCGUGAGCAAGAAAAUAAAUAUAUUGAAGAACUUGCUGAGCUGAUAUUUGCUAAUUUUAAUGACAUUGAUAACUUCAAUGUAAAACCAGACAAAUGUGCAAUCUUAAAAGAAACUGUGAAACGAAUUCGUCAUAUAAAAGAGCAGGAAAAGGCUGCUGCAAAUGAAGACGAUGUCCAGAAAGCUGAUGUGUCCUCCACAGGUCAAGGUGUCAUUGACAAGGAUGCACUCGGACCAAUGAUGCUUGAGGCAUUGGAUGGGUUCUUUUUUGUGGUGAAUCUGGAAGGAAACGUAGUGUUUGUGUCUGAGAAUGUAACCCAGUACCUGAAAUAUAACCAGGAAGAACUGAUCAACUCUAGUGUAUACAGCAUACUACAUGUUGGUGACCAUGCUGAGUUUGUGAAAAACCUUUUGCCCAAGUCUCUUGUGAACGGGGUGCCUUGGUCCAAUGAAACUCCAAGACGAAACAGCCACACCUUUAACUGUCGUAUGCUGGUUAAGCCACCUGGUGACUCGGAUGAGGAAGGCCAUGAUAACCAGGAAGCACAUCAGAAAUAUGAAACUAUGCAGUGCUUUGCUGUGUCUCAACCAAAGUCCAUAAAAGAAGAAGGAGAAGAUCUACAAUCCUGUUUGAUUUGUGUUGCACGGAGAGUUCCUGUAAAGGAGAGACCACAAUUUGCAAAUACUGAAAACUUUUCGACGAGACAUGAUUUAACAGGCAAACUUAUAUCACUGGAUAUAAACUUAUUACGAGCAUCAAUGAAACCAGGAUGGGAAGACUUGGUGCGACGAUGCAUUCAAAGAUUUCAUUUGCAAAAUGACAAAGAGAUGGCUUUCGCUAAAAGGCAUCAUCAGGAAGUGCUGAGACAAGGCCAAGCUCUGAGCCCCAUUUAUCGUUUUUCUUUAUCUGAUGGCACCAUGGUUAUGGCACAAACCAGGAGCAAGCUUAUGCGUGCUCCAAGCACCAAUGAGCCUCAGUUGAUCAUGUCAUUGCAUGUUGUUCAAAGAGAGCAAAAUGUGUGUGGGACGAAUCAGGAUAUGACUGGGCAAGGCAUGGCAAAAAGCAUGAAUCCUAAUUCGAGUAGCCCAGCAACGGCAGGAGUUUCUGGUGAAAAAGCGAGUCAAGAAAUGACUAUGAACAGUAAUACCAGCUUUGGUAUGAAUGGUCUAAAGGAGCAAGCCAGCAUGGGGCAGGUGCCAGUCAACAGGUUUGGCAUUACAGGUGGAAUGAGCCAUGUAUCGGGCAUGCCAGCAGCUAUUCCUCAGGGUAGUAACUAUGCACUCAAAAUGGGCAGCCCAUCGAGAAGUAGUCCUGGGAUAAAUGCUGGGCAACAGAGCUCCAUGCUUUCACCGAGGCAUCGUGGAAGUCCUGGAAUGGUUGGAAGCCCUCGAAUCUCUGCCAAUCAGUUUUCUCCUGUCGGAAGCCUGCAUUCUCCAGUGGGUGUGUGCAGCAGCACAGGGAACAACCACAGCUACUCCAGCAGCUCGUUGAAUGCACUUCAAGCCCUUAGUGAAGGGCAUGGAGUUUCACAUGGAGCACCUUUGGCUUCGCCUGAUCUAAAAAUGGUGACUUCACAAAAUUCUCCUGGAAGCAUUAAUUUUUCUCAGCUAACUAAAAAAGGUAGCAUGGACUCCAAAGAUUCUUUUGGAUUGUUUAACGAACAAUCGGAGAAUACAGCUGGACAGCCGGAAAGUAGUGGACUUUCUGGAGAACAGAAGGAUGGUCACGAGAGUAAUUCAAAUGCGUUUGGAGGUAGAGAAAGGACUGAUGGGCAAGGUAGAGCGCAUGAUGGCAAAGGCCAUACCAAACUUUUACAAUUGCUAAUCGCUAAAUCUGAUCAAAUGGAUUCUUCCCCUUUGUCAAGUAUCGCUGGGGAUUCUAUGAAGGACUCCACGGGAGUGUCAUCGGGAUUGUUGUCUACGUCAACAGUGACAUCUACAACUAACACCUCUUCAGCGCACGGCCCCUUACUGAAAGAAAAACACAAAAUUUUGCACAGGCUUCUACAGGACAGCACAUCUGUAGACUUGGCAAAGUUGACAGCAGAGGCCACAGGUAAAGAACCCAAUCAGGACACGGGAAGUUCGGUUUCUGGCGCAGAUGCAACUGUUAAACAGGAGCAAAUGAGCCCCAAGAAAAAAGAAAAUGCACUACUUCGUUACUUACUGGAUAAAGAUGAUACAAGUAUGCAAGAUAUCAAGCCUAAGCUGGAACGGAUGGAUAGUAAGGUGGAAGCCUGCAUGAGCACUAAAAUGACCAUAAAGACAGAGAAGGAGAUGAAUUAUGAAUCAUCUGAACAGCUCCUACAUCACAAAUCCGAUGUUCCUUCAGCUCCUAAGUUGCACAGCAUCUUGAAACAGAAAUGCAGCACCACAACGAUCAGCAGUGACUUGGAUAACUUAGAAGAAAUUCUUGAUGACCUGCAGAACAGUCAGUUAUCGCAGCUUUUCCCAGACCCGAGGACAGUGCCUGGCAGUGGACCAGUCGACAAACAGAGCAUCUUCCAAGACCUUCUGCAAAUUGGCAGUGAAAGUGGCUCUGGACCAUCUCUUGGAACACAGAAACCAUUACCUGGGAUGUUACAAAGCGCUUUCAGUAACACUCGAGGUGUGCAACCAGCCAGACAACAGCAACAAGGUCGAAAUGUACCAAUGGAAAUGCACGUGCAGGCUCAGACAAGCCCAGGAUCUUUCCCACCAAUGCGAAACAGUGGCCCCUACUCAGUAAUGCCACAGCAACUGUUGAGUAAUCAGACGAUGAUGGGAAGUCCAGGAAACUUAGGAGCAAGUGCAGGAAUGAUCAGUAAUAUGGGAAGUGGAACCCCUCGAUCCAGUAUGGCUUCAGGAGAAUGGGGUUCAUCAAGCUCUGCUGUAAACACCACAGGUAACACCGUUUCUAACGCAUUAAGUAGGUCAACCUUGCAAGGAGGAAUCAUGUGUAGUCCUACACCUGGUAUGCCUAUGAGACCGAACAGCCAACCUGGACAGAGGCCGAUGCUUCAGUCACAAAUGAUGGGACCAUCGGAUAUUGAGAUGGGUAUGGGAGGUCCUCCGUACAGUCAGCAGCAAGCUCCACCAAACCAAACAGCACCUUGGCCUGACAGUAUAAUGCCUAUAGAACAGGGACCUUUUGUCAAUCAAAACCGGAGGCAAUCGUACAGCAGUUCUCAGGAUGAACUGCUUUGUUCAUCUAUUCCAAUGGAAACUGCGAAUGACGAAGGCACGCUUCUGGAUCAGCUGCGCUCAGCACUGAAAAAUAUUGAUGAACUUGGUCUAGAGGAAAUUGAUCGAGCCUUAGGAAUCCCUGAACUGGUAAACCAGAGCCAAAAUGUGGAUCACUCACAGGAAUCAUUCCCCAGCCAGCCCUCCACAAUGAUGGUAGAUCAAAAGUCUCAAGCAUACAGUCAGCCAUACUCUCCUCAGACUACAGUUGUACAAGGGAAUUACUCUACCAUGCAGGAACCUAGCUUUCAUCCAAUGGCUAAUCAAAUGGCACAGCGACUUGGAUACCCAAUGCUGCGUAUGCAGCAAAGGCCUGGGUUAAGGCCUGGUAUGGUACCCAACCAGCCCAAUCAACUUCGGCUUCAACUUCAACAAAGGCUUCAAGGACAACAAAUGAAUCGACAGGCACUCAUGAAUCCACUCAACACCGUCUCCAACAUGAAUCUACCUCUAAGAGCUAGUGUGCCACCACAGAUGAGUGGUCAGGGACCUAUCAAUGCACAGAUGCUGGCCCAGAGACAGCGUGAACUUUUAAAUCAGCAUCUGCGCCAAAAACAGAUGAUACAGGUGCAGCAGAGAACGAUGAUGAUGCGACAGCAGGGUCUGACUAUCCCACAAAGUAUGGCAGCACCUGGCAACAUGGCAGGUGCCAUGAGCACUCCUCGGAUUCCUCAGGCAUCACCACAACAGUUCCCAUACCCUCCGAACUAUGGUACUGGGCUCACUUCCCCGCCACCCUCCACCAGUCCUUUCUCCCCAGUGUCCCCCAAUCCUGGGUCACAGCUCCUCUCUCACAGCUCCUUGCAUGGCUCCCAGAUGAAUCUGGCUAACCAGGGAAUGAUGGGAAAUGUGGGAGGACAGUUUGGGCCUUUAAUGAGUCCCCAAAUGCAGCACAAUGCCUUCCAGUUUCCCAGCUCAGGGAUGACUCAGCAGCCUGAUCCAGGAUUUGGUGGGUCUACAACCCCUCAAAGCCCACUAAUGUCCCCAAGAAUGGCUCAUACACAGAGUCCUAUGAUGCAACAAUCUCAAUCUACACCUACCUACCAGUCACCUUCUGAGAUUAACGGCUGGUCACAGGGAAACAUAAAUGGAAACAGCAUGUUUUCACAGCAGUCACCACCACAGUUUGGACAACAAGCAAACACCAGCAUGUAUAGCAACAAUAUGAACAUCAGUGUUUCAAUGGCAACCAACACCACUGGUAUGAACAACAUGAAUCAGAUGUCAGGGCAGAUUAGCAUGACCUCAAUGACCUCUGUGCCUACAUCAGAACUGUCGUCUAUGGGUGCUGAACAGGUGAAUAAUCCCAGCAUGAGGGGAGGCAACCUUUUCCAGAGCCAACUGUCCAGUAUGGACAUGAUGAAACCAGACGGGGAUGGGUCUCGGAAAUUUUGCUGACCCUCAAGAUUGCUUAUUCCUCCCAUCUUCAACCAACCAGGUCCACGUGUUUGCUGAUGUACAGUACAAGGUCAGCGCUUUUAGGUGGCAACGGAUACGCCAACCAACAAGCUCCACAUCAAGCCAAGAAACGUGCAGUAGCCAAUCGAACUCUCAG
Molecule: messenger RNA, 5233 nt
Organism: Callorhinchus milii (elephant shark)
Lineage: Eukaryota; Metazoa; Chordata; Chondrichthyes; Chimaeriformes; Callorhinchidae
Gene: ncoa2
Product: nuclear receptor coactivator 2
Exons: 25
Coding region: 343-5076 (1577 amino acids)
Biological process (GO): positive regulation of transcription by RNA polymerase II; cellular response to hormone stimulus
Cellular component (GO): nucleus
Molecular function (GO): protein dimerization activity; nuclear receptor binding
Source: RefSeq, a predicted model, not a curated record